This is a messenger RNA of Malassezia japonica, 1059 nucleotides long. RefSeq lists its product as uncharacterized. The transcript has a single exon. The record is from RefSeq and is a predicted model, not a curated record. Lineage: Eukaryota; Fungi; Basidiomycota; Malasseziomycetes; Malasseziales; Malasseziaceae. Gene Ontology annotation, molecular function: DNA-binding transcription factor activity. Gene Ontology annotation, biological process: regulation of DNA-templated transcription. The coding region runs from base 1 to 1059 and encodes 352 amino acids.
AUGUCUACUCAAAUGAACCACUGGGACAUGGAUCUUGCUAUGCCCCCUGAGACCCUUGGUCUGAAGAGGGAGGAGACGGAACUCUCAACGAGCCUCUCCCUCUCGCUGCUUCCCCUUCCGCACCUCAACGGCUGCGAGAACAUUGAGUCGAACUGGAGCGACACGUCCCCCACUGGUAUGUCGGACUCGCUCCUGUCGCUCGACUUUGACCCCAACCACGAGCUUUGCUCGUCGGUGCAUGGAAGCGAGGCUGUCCUAAACAGUGGCAGCCUCUCGGAGCAGUCGCCGCAGCUGGUCACCCCCACGGACUCGGUGCACUCGACGCUCUUUUCGCCUUUGACUGGCGCGCUCUUUAACGCGGAGAACGCGCAGGAGACGGCUGCGCCUCCGCGCAAGCGCUCGUGCAACGAGUCCGAGCAUGUCGGCAUGUCGUUCCCCAGCGGCAUGGGCGACUUCACUCUCUUCCCGAAGGAGGACGAGCCUUGGGCCAAGUCCUCGCUGGAGAACAAGCCGCAGAGCGCUGCUGUGUUGAACCUAUUGAACACGCUCAACACGCCGCCUUCGGCUUCACCCCAGCAGGUCAUGACCGCGUCGCUGCCCGAGAUUCACUCGUCGCCCCAAGAGGCGGCGUGUACCCCGGCGACGCUUUCGGCCUCGACGCCGAGCGUCGCGGGUGGUCAAGGCACGCGCCGUCGUCGUCGUGACGCCGACGAGCUGCUUCCGAUUAACGCGCCGAUCCAGCCGCGGACCUACCACACGGAGUCUGCGACGUCGCGCCGCGACUCGGGAAGCCGCGCGUCGGAGGGCUCGCCGCCGUGCGACGUGAGUGACUCGCCCAACCUUGGUAUGGAGGGUAGCCAGGACCUGGAUGCUCGUUCGCUCAAGCGUCUGAGCAACACGCUGGCUGCGCGUCGCUCGCGCCACCGCAAGGCGGAGGAGCUCAAGCGUCUGCACGACACGAUUGAGGAGCUGCGGAAGGAGGCGUCUGCAUGGAAGAAGCGGUGCGAGGCUGCCGAGAAGGAGCGCGACCGCGCAUGGAUGAUGAACGUGCCCAUGUAA